AUGGUGAAACCUCUCAUUCUUUUCACUAUCUUCUUCUCCACCAUUGCAGCCGCCACGGCCUCCGACUCCAGCGAGGAAUCCCACUGUUUCUCCAGAAAUCUUUCUCCCAUAUUGAUGGGCCUCAAGGAAGAGAAGCUCAACCACCUCCACUUCUACUUCCACGACAUCGUCAAUGGCCCGGAACCCACCGCUAUGAGAGUUGUUGAGGCCGCCAUGACCAACAAGUUGGCGAUGGUGUUCGGCGUGGUGUUCAUGAUAGACGAUCUCUUCAGUGAGGGACCCGACCCUAGCUCCAAGAUGAGGGCCAGUAUAACGAUAGUACUCUUUAGUGUUUUGAGCCGAAACACCAUAUUCUCAAAGGUGUGGGAGAUGCCGACGGCGGCAGUGGGUGUCGUGCCCCAAAUUCUAGGCAAUCCAGAACUCUACUUGUGA
Messenger RNA from Vitis riparia (riverbank grape), 432 nucleotides. RefSeq names its product dirigent protein 2-like. Bases 1 to 432 code for a protein of 143 amino acids. NCBI's taxonomy places the organism in Eukaryota, Viridiplantae, Streptophyta, Magnoliopsida, Vitales, Vitaceae. The record is from RefSeq and is a predicted model, not a curated record. The transcript has 2 exons.